GAAAAGUGAACCACUCUGACAUAGAAACAAAAAGUCCUACUUAAGCGCUGAUUUAGACAGGCUUCCCCGAAAGAGAGUGGAUGCGUGUUCAAACACCUCGAUUCCCUGAAACUCCCGCCGCGACUUCUUUACCCCACGGGGCUAUAAAUACGGUCCGAUCCCGAAACCGCUUCAGUUGUUCAGGAGAUUUGAAACAGUGAACAAGUGCCAAAUUUUCUUUCUCACCAGUGACAACGUGAUCGGCCUUGCGUUACCCAUAACAUUACCCAAUCUGAAAUUUCGUAAUUUGGCGGGAUAUCAGAAUUUGUGUGUGGAAUUCUCGUGAGACGCAAACAUGUUGGACAAAACUGUCUUCGGUGGUAGUUGGGAGAGCGUGGUAUCACGCGAUGACUACGAAAUAGAAUACAGUCCGAGUCCCAGAGGUUCACCCUUAAAGGACACCUCAAACAUUCAAGAAGAAGAAACUUAUUGCAUCAGCAGACAUAAUCCGAAUAAGACUUUCAGAAGAGAAUCUGUCAUCGCAUCUUGGAAGAGUUUGAAGAAGGAAAGAGAACAAGCCUUAGGGAAACGUAUCAUCUACGUAGACCCUGAUAAUUACCAAGAUUACUAUGGCAGAAACAAAGUCAAACGCUGCAAGAGUGAUAGAACUGCAAAUGUGUCCAAAAUUCCAAAAAAGGUCAAAAGGACCUAUUCAGUGCUAUACCGGUAUGAUCCUAACGAAGAAAAGGUGGUCAAGGAAUAUAAAUACCAGUUGCCAAAAGAACAGGAGCCAGAAACGCCUGCACCAAUGCAGAAGUCCCACUCUGAACCGUUUUUGAGAGAAAAAGUUCCAAAGAAGAAAGUAAAAAGGUCUAUCACGACACUUUUAAAUAUUAAGACGAAGUUUUUAAAUAUAUUUUCGUCUAAGAGUUAAAUUGUUUUAACAAGAUAUAGUUGGAUUUUUGCUCAAUUGAUUGCAUUUUUUAUUCGAAAUGUAGUUACGCAUUAUUUUCGCGAUAAUUGCAAUCCAUAAUGCUCUUCUUAAAAUCUUAAUUAUAAAAUUAGUACCCAUAAAUUAUUCUGGCAUAUCGUUUGUAUUAACGGACAAGGCCAGCUCGUAAGGCUUUGGAAAUCAAAAUGUUAUUUUAAACAAAGUAAAUUUUCAACAAAUUAGUAAUAACGUUAUUGGUUCUUAUUAAACUUUACCUAUCGGAACUUGUGUUCUUAUUAACAAAUGCAGUUAUAAGAAAAAAAAAUGCCGAAAAAUUCGUACCAAAAUGUAUUCACUAAAUAUUUAAGUAUUAGAAUGUACACUUUGUGAUAAUUUAUGUGUGUUGUGAUAGGUUAUUAAUUAAAUCAAUUGGGUUUCUUAAUUGUAUAGAUUUUGAUACAAUUUUUGACAACCAUACAUUGGCUUAAAUUACCGAUAAUAAUUAAUUUGUAUUUUCUUUUAAAUAUAAGUUCGAUUAUUCAUUGGUAUUCCAUUCCUUCUUUAUUUAAAUAGGUGGUAAUAUAUAUGUUAGUAAUAUUAUUAAAUAAAU
Molecule: messenger RNA, 1520 nt
Organism: Hyposmocoma kahamanoa
Lineage: Eukaryota; Metazoa; Arthropoda; Insecta; Lepidoptera; Cosmopterigidae
Exons: 2
Coding region: 335-913 (192 amino acids)
Source: RefSeq, a predicted model, not a curated record